Messenger RNA from Cydia pomonella (codling moth), 2593 nucleotides. Its product is annotated as Krueppel-like factor 3. The record is from RefSeq and is a predicted model, not a curated record. Bases 733 to 1443 code for a protein of 236 amino acids. Gene Ontology annotation, molecular function: RNA polymerase II cis-regulatory region sequence-specific DNA binding; DNA-binding transcription factor activity, RNA polymerase II-specific. The transcript has 9 exons. NCBI's taxonomy places the organism in Eukaryota, Metazoa, Arthropoda, Insecta, Lepidoptera, Tortricidae. Gene Ontology annotation, biological process: regulation of transcription by RNA polymerase II.
CCGUAAUUGUUCAAGUAAUUAUUAUGGCAUUGUAGGUGCAUUGAACACUAUCGGUAGUUACGAACCGGGUUUCGCUAUCCCGCGAGUUGAGAAUAAACAGUAUUAGAAGGCCGCUUCGCGCGGACAGCGGUCUGUAUCGCGUACAACCAAGCGAAACUAAAUUUAUAAGUAAAAUAAAUAUACAAUCUAUACGAUUUCUAGAUUAAUAUGCUUAAUAUCUAAGCCUUUAUAGUAAAAAAAAAUCCAAAAAAAAGUGAUAUUAACCGUCUAAAUUGACAAGACACGUGUCAUGCAUUGUUUGCACGCUAGCUGUCUUUUUCAAUAAAGUCGGAUAAUAAUUUGACAGUUCAAUGAAAACAUUAACACAACUUUUUUUGUAUUUGUACUAUAUCCGCUUUAGUUAUAUUGCAGUUGAUAUUUUGUAGUUUUUGUUACAAAGUUUUGAAACGGUGAUAACGGGAUUGCAAUGUAGUGUUGCAAAAGGAUAUAGAUCAUGCUGCAUCGAUAUAUAACUCUUUAAACGAAUUAUAUAUAUUUGUAGGUCUACUGUGAACGUAAAAAGUUAAAAAUCCAGUGAUUUUACUAAAAUACUAUGUGAACGCUUUAUAUCUAGGUAUUAGGCCAGUAUUAGUUCGUAAAAUGGUGCUCAAUGGUGGUUGUGAGAUGGAGAUACAAAUAUUUGAUCAUGAUGCCAGCAUAUAGCGAAGGUGGAGCAGGCACAAACUACACUUAAUGGUUUUCAUGGAUGAGCGGGAGGGCGCGGGGCGUCGAGAGGACGCCGUGCUGCCCACUACCAUGGAGGCUUGCGGGCCCCCGGUGCAGAUGGAGCCGGUGGACUUGAGUCUCAAACGACCCCCCACUCCUAGGAGACGCGGUCGGCCUCCUGCCAGCGCAAUGCCUACGUCAUCGAAGAUCAACCGAGAAGGACUGCCGCCCACGCAACUUCCCAUUGAAUUGAGUCAUGAGAUGCCGAAAAUCAAGGUGGGUCCGGACCUCCGCAACGCGAGAAAACCCCAACACAGCACGACAAAGUUAAAUCCACCACAUCACGACAAACCAUACCCGUUGAUCCCACCCCACCUAAAACCCUACAACCCCGAGCUGAAGAACUUCUUCCUGAACACCGCGCUCCAGCUGUCCGGGCUGAGCCAGCUCAAGAAGGAAGAAGAAGAACAGAACAGAAGGAAGCUGCACAAGUGCGAUGUGGCGGGGUGCCACAAGGUGUAUACUAAGAGUUCACAUCUGAAGGCGCAUAAAAGGACACAUACAGGCGAAAAACCCUACUCUUGCGGCUGGGCAGGCUGCGACUGGCGCUUCGCUCGCUCCGACGAGCUCACUCGACACACACGCAAACACACAGGGCACCGACCGUUCACGUGCCCCCUGUGCAGGCGGUCCUUCGCACGGUCCGACCAUCUAGGACUACAUAUGAGACGACAUUGACCUAUUUAUCAUUAUUUUUCUACCAUUCUAGACCUUUUUCACUAUACCAAUAUCUACAGUAUGAAUAUACAUAUGUGUUGUAGCGCCAGAGUUGUAAAACCAUACUACUGCGACUAAUGCUUAACUGGCUCCGUCGAACUCGACACACAUGCAAACAUACGGCACUGCCCGCUCACGUGCCCACUGUGUAGACGGUCCUUCGCAAGGUCCGACCAUCUAGGACUACAUAUGAGACGACAUUGACUUAUUUAUCAUUAUUUUUCUUCCAUUUUAGACAGACUUGUUCACUAUACCAGUAUCUACAGUAUGAAUAUAUGUGUUGUAACACCAGAAUCGUAAAACCAUACCUACUGCGACCAAUGCUUAACUGGCUCCGUCGAACUCGACACACAUGCAAACACACAGGGCAACGGCCGUUCACUUGCCCCCUGUGUACGUCUUUCUAGGAUUACAUAUGAGACGACAUUGACUUAUUUGUUAUUAUUUGUCUACCAUUCUAGACCUUUUUCACUAUACCAGUAUCUACAGUAUGAAUAUAUGUGUUGUAGCGCCAGAGUCGUAAAACCAUACUACUGCGACCAAUGCUCAACUGGCUCCGACUCCGACGAACUGACUCGACACACACGCUAACAUACAGGGCUUGUCCUUUCACGUGUCCCCUGUGUAGACGGUCCUUCGCACGGUCCGAUCAUCUAGAACAUAUGAGACGGCAUUGAUCUUUAUCAUUUCCUACCAUUUUAGACAGGCUUUCGUCACUAAUUAUGCCUUCUAUGGUCACACAUGUCGUACUAUGGUAUGAGUUGCACCACCGGAGUUGUAAAACCAUACUAAUUCAAUCAAUGCUUUGGCUCUGCUUAAAUAUACGACACUCAUACUAUCAUACAUAACACUUCGAGUUCUCUGAUAAAAGGUCCUUCACAAAAUCUCACCAUUGACCUUUUUCGUUCUUUUCUACGAUAUUAGACAGGAUUUCUUCACUAUCAUCUAUGAUCACCCCAUCGCGUGACUAUAGCCCGUACGUAAAGAGUCGUGGAAUAUAAGGGAACCAAUAUCAUGACUCUUCUCUUUCCGCACACUAUCUGUGAAUGAAUGUAAAGGUGGCACCGCCGGAGUCGUAAAACCAUACUACUGCGAUCAAUGCUUUGGCUCC